UGGUUGAAUCAAAAUAAUUCCCUUUCAAGUUAUAUAUAUAUAUUUUUUUUAGAGGGCAGGGCAAUAUGAAUGUUCUAUUAUGUUACAUCAACACAUUAAUCUAUGAUAUAUCUGCUGUCGAAGUAGGUCAACAUUUCUAUUGGCAAAUAGGGGAUUUUCAAGUGCAUGCUCAAGUACUUAUUACCUCUUGGGUUGUAAUUGCUAUCUUAUUAAUUUCAACCAUUCUAGUUGUUAGAAAUCCGCAAACUAUUCCAACGUCCGGUCAGAAUUUCUUUGAAUAUGUCCUUGAAUUCAUCCGAGACGUGAGCAAAACUCAGAUUGGAGAAGAAUAUGGUCCGUGGGUUCCGUUUAUUGGAACUUUGUUCCUAUUUAUUUUUGUUUCGAAUUGGUCAGGGGCUCUUUUGCCUUGGAAAAUUAUAAAGUUACCUCAUGGAGAAUUAGCUGCACCCACAAAUGAUAUAAAUACUACUGUUGCAUUAGCUUUACUUACGUCAGUAGCCUAUUUCUAUGCGGGUAUUUCAAAAAAAGGAUUGGCUUAUUUUGGUAAAUACAUCCAACCAACUCCAAUCCUUUUACCGAUUAACAUCUUAGAAGAUUUUACAAAACCCUUAUCGCUUAGUUUUCGACUUUUCGGAAAUAUAUUAGCUGAUGAAUUAGUAGUUGUUGUUCUUGUUUCGUUAGUACCUUUAGUAGUUCCUAUACCAGUUAUGUUUCUGGGAUUAUUUACAAGCGGUAUUCAAGCUCUUAUUUUUGCUACCUUAGCUGCGGCUUAUAUAGGUGAAUCCAUGGAAGGCCAUCAUUGA
Molecule: messenger RNA, 803 nt
Organism: Medicago truncatula (barrel medic)
Lineage: Eukaryota; Viridiplantae; Streptophyta; Magnoliopsida; Fabales; Fabaceae
Product: ATP synthase subunit a, chloroplastic
Exons: 1
Coding region: 66-803 (245 amino acids)
Biological process (GO): proton motive force-driven ATP synthesis
Molecular function (GO): proton transmembrane transporter activity
Source: RefSeq, a predicted model, not a curated record